Molecule: messenger RNA, 2310 nt
Organism: Drosophila virilis
Lineage: Eukaryota; Metazoa; Arthropoda; Insecta; Diptera; Drosophilidae
Gene: WASp
Product: WASP actin nucleation promoting factor
Biological process (GO): actin filament organization
Molecular function (GO): actin binding
Source: RefSeq, a predicted model, not a curated record
GCUAUCCACAGGCAGCGAAAAGCAGCAACAGCAACGACACAGCCGUUGCGCCGCCGCAUAAAUGAUUAGUACGAGCAGCAUGAGGUCACAGGAGGGUCAACAGGCAGCCGGGCUGCCGCGACCCAAAAACAAUGCGUCCAGCACACAGCUGACCCAGGAUGAGAACGAUGCGGUCUUUAGGCUACUGGGACGCAAGUGUCAGACCCUAAACACUGCCGUUGUGCAGAUCUACAAGACGGAGGGCAAUGCGCACUCGCACUGGAAGAAAAAGCACACGGGCGUCGUUUGCUUUGUCAAGGAUAGCGCCAUACGAUCCUAUUUUUUGCGCGCCUACUGCCUGAUCAAAAACGAACUGAUUUGGGAGCAUGAGAUAUACGAUGGCAUGCAGAUUGUCAAAUCGCGUCCCUUUCUGCUAACCUUCGAGGGCAGCGACGGCAACGUGGGCUUAAACUUUAUCUCGGAGGAUGAGUGCGAUUCGUUCUUCCGCGUCCUGGACGCCACAAUAGAAACCCGAAAUCGCAAGCGUCUGGAGAAGCGUAAUAGGCAAAAGUCCCAACAAGCUCCCAAUGCGCCAAUGCCGCCAGUGUCACGAGAGCCAGCGCGUCCGCCCUCCAUUAUAGGCAAGAGCCCGAUGCCGACGACAACGACGACGGCAGUAGAUAGCGGUGCCGUGCAGCUGCGCAACAAUAAAAUCAACUCGGUAACGCUGACACCGGCGCCCGCGCAGCCACCAACCAAAAACUUCUUGUCGAGCAACUUUGGACUGAGCGGCUCGGCGGGCAAGGAUAAGAAACGCAAGGUGACCAAAGCGGAUAUUAGCCAACCGACGAAUUUUGUGCAUAUCAGCCAUGUGGGCUGGGAUGCGAACAAGGGCUUCGAUUUGACGGGCAAUGAGAGCGAUGAGAUGCUGACCAAGUUCUUUGCCAAGGCUGGCGUCUCCGAGUCCCAGCUAAACGAUCGAGAUACACGCGCCUUCAUCUAUGACUUUAUACAGAGCAAUAAUGUGCUGGCCUCGGUCAAGCAGGAGGAGAUUGAAUCGCCCACGGAACCAACGCAGCAUAUGCCGCCACCGGUGCCGAGUCGUCAUCAUCCACAUCAUUCACAGAAUGGCAACCAAAGAUCCGCACCGCCGCCUCCACCGGUGCGACAGCCGCCGCCACCAUUGCCGACAACGGCACCGGGAGCAGCACGCGCACCACCGCCACCCAGCAGACCGCCACCCAUUAAUGCGGCUCCACCGCCACCGCCACCACCAACGGUCUGCCCGCCCGCAGCAGCGCCGCCUCCACCACCGCCACCACCUCCAGCGGCUGCGCCACCUCCUCCACCGCCACCACCACCCAUGGCCGUGGCGGAAGUGCCGAUUAUUGCGUCAACGCAACCAUCGGCUCAGGCCAGUAAAAUUGCGCCCGAAGUGGACACGCGCAAUGCGCUUAUGGAUGCCAUACGGAAGGGCAAAUCGCUUAAGCCGGUGGAGCCAGUAGCUACGAGCAGCAAUAGUGUUGAUCCGCGCAACGAUCUACUGGGUCAGAUACGUGAGGGCUUCACCUUGAAGCCAGUGACUGAACGUAAACUACCUGAACAGCGGAUCAGUGAUGGUAGCGCUGGUGCUACCGAUGCCCUGGCCGAUGCACUGCGUCGUGCACUUGCGGCACGUGGCACAGUCAUGCAUUCAGACGACGAGGAGAGUAGCACAUCCUCGGACAACGAUUGGUCCGAAUAGAUUAACAACUAGGCGGCCAUUAGAGAUGAUUGUUGGCAAACACAUUAUUCCAAAUAUAAGCAAUAAUUUUAUUUGUGCUUUGGCAUUUUGAUUUAUCGCCAGAUAAAUCACUGUAAAUACUGUUUAGUGAAUUUUUCAUACCUCUUUAAUUUAAUUUUUCUAAAAACUGUUAAACAACAAACAAAAUACGCAAAUUUAUUAACACAAGUUAAAAAACUAAAGAAAAAAUAACGAAAAUAAUUAUGAUUGCAUAAGAACUAUUUGUUUUUCACUACCAAUUCACAUAUGCAUAUAAUUCCUUUUAAUUGCUCAAAAAGAAACGAAAUUCAUAAUCAAAAAUGACUUAAAAUUAUCAAAAACAAAACAACAAUAUUUAUGUACAUACAUAUGAAUAUGUAUCCACAACAAUAAACCUAAAAUAUAUAUCUGCAUGUGCUUAACUUGUUCAGAGAUGUGCCAAAAAGAAAAACAACUAUUAAUAUGCCCCUGUCAAAAAACAAAAAAAAACCCGAAGCAAAAGUCUGUAUAUAAGACCUAAGAUAUAUUUUCUGAAAAUAUGCUUAAUUAAACUAGUUAGUCGCGGCCCA